Heterocephalus glaber (naked mole-rat) is the source of this 3369-nucleotide messenger RNA. The record is from RefSeq and is a predicted model, not a curated record. NCBI's taxonomy places the organism in Eukaryota, Metazoa, Chordata, Mammalia, Rodentia, Bathyergidae.
AGGUCGAGAGCAGAGACCCCGGGGGGCCCGCGGGCCCCAGGGCGGCCGAGUCUCCCUCCCACACCCCGACCCUUGUCUGAGGCCCCGCGCCCACCGCCCCAGCCCGGGCUCCCGAACACCUCAGCCCCGCAGCCCCAGGUCCUCAGACGCCACCGUGAGCGAGCCCGAGCUGAGGGAGCCGAGUUCCCCACAGCCCCGCCGAGCCCCAAGGCGUCGGGCACCCCAAGUACCCGCCGAGAGCUCCGGCCCGCGUGAGAAGCCCCAAAGCCCUCAGCCGGCGACGCCCCACAGCCCGCCCAGCGCCCCAGUCCCACGCAACCCUCCCUGAGAACCUCAAGUCCCCAGCCUGAGGCCCCGAACGUCUGCCCCCGAGGGCCCCGGUCAGCCCGGACACCCCAAGGAUCUCCCACCCCAGGAGCCCAAUGCCACCAGCCCCGGGAUUCCGAAGAAGCCCCGAUUCUGUCUGCACAGGAACCCCACGUCCCCCCAAGAUACCCUCUUUCUUUCGGUCCACGGGACCCCGACAUUCCCCAUGCUACGAAUCCCAGUUCCGUCACUCCAAGAUGACCCGUGUUCCUUAGCACAAGGGACCCCCAAUAUCCCCCACCAGAGAAAACCCAGUUCUGUCAGCCCGGGGACCCCGUGCCCCUCCCCACCGACAGAAAUCCUAGUUCUCUCAGUUCUAGGGCUCCUAAAGAUCCUCCACCCAUAAAGCCUCGACUCCCUGAACCCAUGGGGCCCCCGAUGCUCCCCAGGCAAGAACCCCACUUCUGUCAUUCUGAGAAGCCCCGCUUCCCUCAGCAGAAAGGGAAAUACAUCCUACCGAAGAAGCCCCAAUUCUGUCAGCUCAGGGAUCCCAAAUAUUGUCCUCCCUGUGACGCAGUUCCCUCGGCCUGAAGAACCCCAAAACGCCCUCCACCCAAAAAACACCAACCAAUGCCAACUGCCCAAGGACCCCAAACACCCCCAACCUGAGGAACCCCAAUUUCUUCAGCCCAAGGACACCAAAUGACCACAACCCAAGGAACCCCCAACCAACUCCCUCCUGAGAAACCCUAAUUAUCUCAGCCCUAUAGACCCCAAAAUCACCCUAUAAGAAAUCCCCCAAUUAUCUCAGUGCCAGUGACCACCACAACCUCCCCCCAAGAAACCCUAGGGUUUGCUUGUUUGUUUGUUUGAGGCAGGUCUCCUUUUGUAGUUCAGGCUAGCCCCAAACUCACUGUGUAGCCCAGGCUGGGCUCAAACCAGUGGCGAUCCUCCUGCCUCAGCCUCCCGAGUGCUGGGAUGACAGGGGUGCACCACCAUGCCCACCUCAGAAACCCUCGUUUCUUCAGCCUCAGCCUGAAUUUCCCCCAAUCACCUCGACCUGGAAACGCAUCUCACCCUGACCACGGAUGCCCGCCAAGGCCCACACACUGCCCCCAACCCGGAGUCCCCAGGUGGAAACCCCAGCUCCUGGAACCUCACAGGAUUGUGGAUGACCCCUCCUGCUCAGUUAGAUUUAGAGCUAGUUAGGUUAGGCUCAGGCCUAGGGCUAGGGGUUAGGGUUGGGGUUAGGUUAGGUUUGGGAUAGGGUAAGGACAAGGCUAGGCUUACGGUUUGUUUUGGAGUGCUCCACACCUUUGCAGCGCACUCAGAUGUACACACACCACCCCUGGGCAUGCACAGAGGAAGGAAGGGGCUCCUCUGCCUGGGUUCCUGUCCCAGACCCUCAGGCCAUCCUUCCCAGGUCCCCCCGUUCUGGGGCCAGCAGAGAGCCCGGCCCUCAGCUCCUGUCCUUCCACAGGUGCCUGCACCUCCCUGGCCGCUGUCCGGGCUCCAUGAGUGCCCAGAGCUCCUCGGAAGACAGCCCGGAGGAGGGCUCCUCGGAAGACAGCCCAGAGGAGGGCUCCUCGGAAGCCGGGCAGAAGCCCAAGGUCAAAGAUGCUUUCAAGGACAUUUCCAGAUACUUCUCCAAGGAAGAAUGGGCCAGGAUGGGAAAGUUUGAGAAAAAACGCUACAGGAAUGUGAAAAACAACUACAAUAUGAUGCUUUCUAUAGGUCUCAAACCCCAUCGGCCGGCUUUCAUGUGUCAACGAAGGCGAACCAGCAACCCCCUGGUGGAUGACACUGAGGAUUCUGAUGAAGAGUGGACGCCUCGGCAGCAAGUCAGAACUCCUCGGGUGGCCUUGCGAACGGAGCAGAGCAAACGCCGGACGGGAAGGCCCAGGGCGCUGCUCAGUGCUGACCCCCGUCUGAAGGAAUCGCCAGGAGCAGCAAGUUUGCAGGACACAGGUGGCCCACAAGAGACAGAGCCUCCCGUGUCCUCUCCCAGAGCAGGAAGGAACUCCGGACAGCGCUCGCGAGGAAAAUCGGAGCCCAGGAGGAAGGGCAUCGCACCCAAGGUGUACAGCCUGCGGGAGAGAAAGUGUCGCACGUACGAAGAGGUCAGCGAGCCCCAGGACGACGACUACCUGUACUGUGAGAAGUGCAAGAACUACUUCAUCGACAGCUGUGCCGUGCACGGGGCCCCUGCGUUUGUGAAGGACAGUGCGGUGGCCGAGGGGGCUGCAGACCGUGCCGUGCUCAGUCUGCCCCCCGGGCUGAGCAUAGGGCCGUCCAGCAUCCCUGGGGCUGGGCUCGGAGUCUGGAAUGAGGCCUCCCAUCUGCCGCUGGAUCUGCACUUCGGCCCCUACGAGGGGCAGCUGACAGAGGACGAGGAGGCAGGCCGCAGCGGGUACGCCUGGAUGGUCACCAAGGGGAGACACUGCUAUGAGUACGUGGAUGGCAAGGACAGGUCCCGGGCCAACUGGAUGAGGUACGUGAACUGUGCCCGGGAUGAGGAGGAGCAGAACCUCGUGGCCUUUCAGUACCACAGGCAGAUCUUCUACCGCACCUGCCAGCCCAUCGGGCCGGGCAGCGAGCUGUUCGUCUGGUACGGGGACGAGUACGGCGAGGAGCUGGGCAUCAAAUGGGGCAGCAAGUGGAAGCAGCAGCACACAGCUCGGACAGGAUCCCCGCCUGCGGGACCAGCUUGGGGAGCUGCAAGACCCCGACCCAUCCAGCAGCCUGAACGAAGGCGGAGGCCGAGAGGUCCAAGGAAGGUCCAGCCCUGCGCGUCAAAGGACAUGGCAGAGAGGGGUUUCGAGGGCCUCUCCCAGCCCACCCCAAGGACAUAUAGGGGGGUCUGGGGAGCGUGAGGGAGGGGUGGAGGUGGGGCUCAGGACGGGCCACGACGUGGAUCCAGGGGACACAGGCUCAGGGCGUCCCGGAGAGGGAGUCUCACAGGUUGCAGGAGCCCAGCAUGGAGGGAGUGGGCCCCGCCUCGGUGAUGGCUCACUUGUCAGCAGGAGCCGGGGCUCACAAGCAGGGGAGAAGCCCUAUGUGUGC